AUGCCCGCGGGUGUGCCUUGGACGUCUUACCUGAAAAUGUUCGCCGCCAGCCUCCUGGCCAUGUGCGCCGGCGCCGAGGUGGUGCAUAGGUACUACCGACCAGACCUGACAAUACCUGAAAUUCCACCCAAACCUGGAGAACUCAAAACAGAGCUUUUGGGACUGAAAGAAAGACAACAGGAACCUCAAAAUUCAACCCUGCCAAGAACUCUGUGA
Molecule: messenger RNA, 216 nt
Organism: Rangifer tarandus platyrhynchus (Svalbard reindeer)
Lineage: Eukaryota; Metazoa; Chordata; Mammalia; Artiodactyla; Cervidae
Source: the annotation of a GenBank genome assembly